GUUCCCCGACGAGGACAAUACCGCUGACCGGGAGAUUUUGCAGAGGUAUACAAUGUUUAUUGCCCCCUCCUAGAGACGCUUCAACAGCAAUUUGUAUCAGCUGUGGAAAUGUCGAAAUCAUCGUCUUCAAAAUUCGUCCUCAGGAACAUUUAUCAGUACAUUUCAUCAAACCCCCCUCAAUUUUCAAACCCAAAUGCUAUGUCCACUGGUAUUUCUCAUUUCCUUUCUAAUCAUCACAAGAUAAUCGAAAAACCGUUUAUUAAUCCAUGGAUUUCAAAUUCUCAAAGAGCCCUUUUUUCGUCUUCACCGUUACCCCGGAUUUUGCAAAACCCUAGUACUAAGAAGUUGGACCCAGAUGGUAAUUUGGGGAAAUUAUUAGGGUUUAGGUACUUCUCGUUUAAGAGUGGGAAUUUUGGGAAAAAUGUGUUGAAGAAUCCGGUUGUGGCUGCAAAGGACACGGCUGCCCGGUACAAGGGAGCUGUGGGGUUGCAGAUAGAGGCAUUUUGGAAGAGGAAUUCUCUGGUGUUAUUUGGCGCAGUGGGUGUUAUGGUUUGCAUUUUGCUUUGGAGGGUUCUGUUUGGGAUUGCUAGUACGUUUAUUGGAUUGUCUGAAGGCAUGGCCAAGUAUGGCUUCCUUGCUCUUUCCUCUGCCAUUGUCGCAUUUGCUGGCUUGUAUCUUCGCUCAAGAUUUACCAUCAAUCCUGAUAAGGUGUACAGAAUGGCAAUGAGAAGACUUAACACAGAAGCUGGAAUUCUUGAAGUUAUGGGUGCUCCACUCUCUGGAACAGACUUGAGAGCAUAUGUGAUGUCAGGAGGUGGUGUUACCCUUAAGAACUUCAAGCCGCGGUUUAGGGGCAAAAGAUGUUUUCUGAUUUUUCCAAUACGAGGUUCAGAACGAAAAGGUUUAGUGAGUGUUGAAGUCAAGAACAAGAAAGGCGAGUAUGAUAUGAAAUUAUUGGCAGUAGAUAUACCGAUGGCCUCAGGACCGGACCAACGUCUGUUCCUGAUUGGUGAUGAAGAAGAAUACAGGGUUGGUGGUGGUCUAAUUGCUGAGCUAAGAGAUCCUGUUGUUAAAGCAAUGGCAGCAACUAAGGAGUUCGAAGAUCGUGACGAGUUGGAGGAUGAAGAGGAUGCUGAAAGAGAACUUCAAGAAGCGGAGAGAAGGCACCGGGAAGAAAUUGAAAAGCUUGAAAAAGGUGAUUCGAGAUGAUUAAGCUGAAGCUCUUUUUGUAUCGGUCACCUCUUUGGUUUUACAUUGGAGUUGUUUACAAAGGCAGUGUACUAGGUAGAACAUCCAAAAACUAACAAUGCUCUAACUGUUGAGUUUGCAAGUUUUCCUUACCUCUCUGGUUGAGUUAACAGCUAUUUUGGCACGCACAGGCAGGAAAUAUAGAUCAUACUCUCAGAAAUUUCUGUAAUGGUUUGUCAUUCGCCAAUAAGUAUGAUAUCCCUGGAAAUAUCAAUCCUUAAUGUACUUCAUA
This is a messenger RNA of Nicotiana attenuata, 1480 nucleotides long. RefSeq lists its product as uncharacterized. Gene Ontology annotation, cellular component: intracellular membrane-bounded organelle. Bases 109 to 1209 code for a protein of 366 amino acids. The record is from RefSeq and is a predicted model, not a curated record. The transcript has 4 exons. Lineage: Eukaryota; Viridiplantae; Streptophyta; Magnoliopsida; Solanales; Solanaceae.